AUUGUCUCUCCAGUCUCCACAUCAUUCAGCUGUGCGGCUGAUUCUCGUUUUUGUCAAAGAUAAGUUUUCGACUUUUCGUUAAUUUUGACUUUUUGACUUUAAAUGCCAAUCAAGACUUCGAUUUAUUCUUAGGAGAAAGAAUGAUAUUAUGAGUAUCGUAUUGAGCACUUGUUAUUAAUCGUGCACAAUCUGUGAACCGUUAUUAUGAUGGCUACCGGUGAAUGUUAUUAAUCAUCGAUACUUGCCAAGAAUAGGUAUUUGGAUUCCGGUUAACCUUUGUUUCACAAUGGGGUUGAUAAUUUCAAGAUUUCGGAGAAAGAAAACUUGUAUGGAAGAAUUGGAACUGAUCGAAGAACAAAUUAUCAAAAUAGAAAAAACUAGACAAGUGACUGAAGAAGAACAGAGAAGAGUAAUUGGAAAACUAUUCAUUUAUUCUGUGGGUGCCUAUAUCCUGGCAUUGGCACUAUUCUACUUCUUCUUCUUCCCAGCUACAGUUAGGGCCAGGCUCUUCUAUACUGUUCCUCUCAUCAUAUUUCCAGUAAUUGUUUUUUUAUUGAAGAAGCUGAUCUCAUGGUUUUACAUCCGUCGUAUGGUGAGGCAAAGAGACUUAUUGAUGCAACUGAAAAGUGACAAACGUCAGCUGCUUGAUACAGUGAUGGAGAAGGAGACCUACAAAGUAGCUCGGGUCAUUCUCGAAAAGUUCGCUCCCGACCAGCUGAGGAGCUCCAAGCUGUCAACUCCUGUGAUUGAAAAAUCAAUUAUUCCUGUGAAGAAAGACAUCGUCCCGGUUCCAAAUUCAAACAAAGUAGUCAACUUACCGAUUAAUCCAACCAUCACUGAAAGUGGUUCAGAACUUAGGUAUAGGACACCAACUGUUAGCAUGAGAAAUGCUCAACCAAUCGGAUUUGAGAAUCUCGGUCCAGCGAUGAUGCGUUCACGACCACGACCAGUUUUGCCGCGCGACCCGGGCCUCAUCGAGAGGCUAGUGGACAGCCUGGUGGGAGACGGUCCCAGUCAUCGCUAUGCUCUCAUCUGUUCUAGUUGUCACAGUCAUAACGGCAUGGCUCUGCGAGAAGAGUUUCCAUUCUUAUCGUACAGAUGUUGCUACUGUUUGUUCUACAAUCGGGCAAAGCAGCAGAGACCAGUGCCACCCAAAUUACUAGACAAAGAAAGUUCUGAGAAGAAAGAAGAAGAUGAAUCAACUGCUUCAGAUUCUGGAGAAACAUCCGGAUCAGAUUUCGAGAACAUCAAACCCAAUUCUCAUGAUUUGGAGAAUGAAUCGAGUGUCGAAAACAACAAAUUUGAUCCAUCGGCGCCGGAACCAGAAAUGGAACCUUCCAAAGAGGAGGAGAAUCCCACUUCCAAGACUGAUAAAGACAUCUAGUUUAUCAUUAAUGAAUUUGAAACAUCGCUCUUUGUUAUUCAUAUUGUCAAUCAACAACUGGUGGCUGACUCUACUUCGAACGGUUUUCAAGCUUUAAAACCGCAAUGAGUUUCAAAAUAGAUUUAAAAAGUGAAUAUAGGCUAUUCAUAAAAACACUUCAAUAAUAUGGGCUACUUUUGUACAAAUUAAUGAAAACAAUAUAAAAACUUUAAAGUAUUUUAACGACUAGUUUCGACCAUAGGUCAUAGGUCAAGUUCAUUUUUAAACUUGAAAAUGAUAUGGUCGAUACCAGCCAUUGAAAUAUUUUUAAGUUAUUCUAACUAAAGUUAUUAACUAAAUAAUUUAGGCUAUUCAUACUAUUUCACUUCACAUUGUAACAAUUAAUGAGUUUCAAGAAUGUUCGUUCCUCUUUUGCUUCAAGAUCUAACACUGGAGGUUUUCAAAAGAUCUGAAAUAAUUUAUUAAUAUUUAUUUUGAUCAUAUAUUUUAAGUGUAUCUCAGAUAUCUUCAAAAUAGCAAAACUCCCUUCUUAAUGGGAAUACUCAGUAUUUUCAUAUUUAUAUUAUGUACAAAGUCUUGUUUAAUGAUCUAGUUUUAUAAAACUAGAUAUAAAUUAUUUAUUGUUUAUUCAUAGUUUUUGGGUGAAUUCUAGUGAUCCAUGUCAAUAUAACUUUGAUGGAUCCCGAAUGUUUCCUUGCAGACUGGUUGUGUAUGUAGAAUCACCUUUCUUUGUGAGAAUUACCUUUCAACCCCAACUAAUGCUCAAUGUUGUAAAGCUGUAGUUUUAAUAAUCCUUAUCAUUCUACUGAAAUUUUCUUAUAGAAAAUAAUAAAAGUUCUAUUCAACUUGGUAUUCAUCAUUCAACAAAUCAUUAUUUUUUGUGGUUGAUUAAUCAGUAAUCAAUUUUAAUCAGUAUUUGGAGUUGAACAUUUUACAAAUUAAUGACAAUUUGUAUUUUUACGUAUGAAAUAUUUAUUUAGAAACUAAAAUUUCAUAAUACAAUGGAAUACCUAGGAAUAAUAAUCUUAUUUGUUAUUUCAUGUUCAUCAUAUUUAUUUGAAAGUAUAAUGAGUGUAAACGGCUUCUUCCCAAUGCAUUUAUAUAGAAAUCAUAGCAAGCGUAAUCAAUAGGCGAUGUAAGUGAUGACGUAAGCCAUUGCUACGACACCAUUUUGGUUUCUAAACAAACCGUUGCUAUGGAGAGAGAGCAUGUUAUUCAACUGGGACUAAAACAUCACCUUACAUUUACGAGUAUAUCAAUGAAAUAAUAGAUUUCUAAGAGUUGAGAAUAUUUUUUUCAAGUUCUACACACUCAAAUCAUCAAUUUCCAGUAUUUAUUCAGAUCGAUUAAAUUUUUUUGGGACAGCCAAAGCAGAAAGUCUCACGAAGUAGAGCUUAUAGUACCAUGUCUGUAGUCUGCUAUGGAAAACCUACCUGUAGAGAAAGUUGAAGUGCAAUUUGAAUUAUUACCUAGAAUUUCAUUAGAUUGUUAUAAAGCUGUAAUUUAAAAAUUCAUAUGAAUAUAUUAUGUUUUUCUAUUGUUUGGUGUAACUGUUAAGGUGCAUACAGACUUUCGCUCUGCUCCGCAACCAAACGUCACUCCAGCAGAGCGAUUGAUGAUCGACCGUGGAGCAACAGUGGUUCGACCGGGGAACGCGAGAAGAUCUAACAUCUUCCGUAACGUUCAUGAUGGGUGCGUGGGCGGAGCGACUGUGGUUCGAUGGUGGUACGAGGGCGGUACGAGAGCGGUACGAGGGAGAAGCGUGCUCGGUGCGGGCUGGAAGCGCGAAUAUGUGUACGCAACUUAAGAGUAGACUAAUGCUUAAAUAUAUAGGUUAGGUGUUGUGGUUUAGCCUAGGUACUUACUUAUAAGUUUGGUGUUGAGGUUUUCUGAAGUAUAUAAUUGUUUUCAAUUUAAGUGAAACAGUAAGAUAUUGAAUGAACUCAACACAGUAAAAAGAUGUAGAUGCUGUGACCACUAAUCAUGUUGUAUACUUCCUACAUUCUAACUAAACGGUGAUGAUGUUUACAAGAAUUUAAAAGGAGUAAGUGAACAUGUAAAGUAAAGCAAAUAAUUAUGUAUUUUAUGUGCUACAUUCACUGUAAACAUAAUUGUAUUUGAAUUAUUGUAUUAAUAAUCUCACUAAUGUAGUUAUUCUAGAUAAAUUUGAUUUUUAUUAACAAUAACAUAACCUAAAAAUGUAGUACAGAACUUAUGGAGGCGAGCUAGACCUUGGGAUUUUCAGGAAAUCAAAAAAAAAAAAAUGGUAUGUAGCCUGCCUUUUCACUGUAAUGUUUACAGUCAGGAACAAAGAAAAUGUUCGUUUGCUUCAAACCAUUUUCAUUUGUCAUCGAAAUCAGACUGUAUACAUUUUCAAAUAAACAUUUCUAAUGUGAAACAGCAGACUGUAAAACUUCCAGCAUAUGCUGUGAAAGUAAACAUUGAAAACAAAAUAAUAAUUAAAAAUUUCAUUUAAGAAUUCAUGUGGCACUUUAACUUUCUCUUCAACAAGGCUUACCAUAGCAGACUACAUGCAUAGUACUAUGCACUACUUCGUGAGACUUUCUGCUUUGGCUGUCCCAAAAAAAUUGAUUCGAUCUGAAUAAAUACUGGAAAUUGAUGAUUUGAGUGUGUAGAACUUGAAAAAAAUAUUCUCGAAUCUUAGAAAUAUAUUAUUUCAUUGAUAUACUCGUAAAUGUAAGGUGAUGUUUUAGUCUCAUUUGAAUAACAUGCUCUCUCUCCUUAGCAACGGUUUGUUUAGAGACUAAGAUGGCGUCGUAGCAACGGCUUACGUCACACUUACAUCGCCCAUCCUGUUUUCCAACUGUAGAUUCUGUGUUACCAAUUCUAGACAUGUGUAAUGAAUAGUACUAGGAUUUAAUGUAAUAAAUAUUUCUUUUCGCACCUGUUUCAAAUUGUGAGACGGGAUGUUUCUGUUGAAAAGUAAAACUAUUUUCUACUGCUGAAAAACAAUUCAAAUGCUAACAGAUUUUUUCAUAAUUAUUGUAAGAAAAUAAUUGCAGAUUUCAUUGUAAGUAUGUUAUGGCACUCUUUGUUAUAAAAAAUUGAUUUCAAAUGCCAAUAAAAGUACCAUAAUAUUAAAUGUGA
This is a messenger RNA of Nilaparvata lugens (brown planthopper), 4492 nucleotides long. It is a transcript of the gene Lnpk, whose product is annotated as endoplasmic reticulum junction formation protein lunapark. The coding region runs from base 287 to 1384 and encodes 365 amino acids. Gene Ontology annotation, biological process: endoplasmic reticulum tubular network organization. Gene Ontology annotation, cellular component: endoplasmic reticulum tubular network. The record is from RefSeq and is a predicted model, not a curated record. NCBI's taxonomy places the organism in Eukaryota, Metazoa, Arthropoda, Insecta, Hemiptera, Delphacidae. The transcript has 9 exons.